CAGUGGAUGUGAAGGCUGUAGGCUUGAUGCAAUGCAGAAAGCAGAAGAACUACAUGAUGUUUGUGUCUUGGUCAGAUCAGAACAACAUUCUCAUCUACCGGACUUUUGAAGACUUUAAGAGAUUCCAUAAAGAGCUGAAGAGAAAAUUCCCCAUCGAGAGUGGCUCACUCAGGAGAUCUGACCGGACAAUACCCAGGUUUAAAGAUGCACACGUGAAGCAGAGGAAGAGUGGGAAGCUGAACAGGUGCCUGGAGGUACUGAAACUGCUAGAAACUUACUCGCAGGAGCUGCUGAGAACGGACGCUAAAAUCUCCCAGGGUGAAGACGUGAUUCAGUUUUUCAAGGCACAGACCCAAGACCUAGAUCCCUCCUUUCCUGAAAACAGUGUUGUGAUCAUGCCAUCAGAAAUUGGAGGGGAAAAGAAAAACCGUCCACGGCAGCAGCUCUCUAUUACACACCCCCAGGCAUCCCAGAGCUACAGAUGCAUAGAAACCUUUGAAACCAAAGAUGCAAAGAACAAGACUUUCAAAGUCGCUAAGAAGGAAAUUGUGGAAGUGUUAAUCAAGGACAUGACUGGAUGGUGGCUAGUGGAAAAUGCAGACAAGCAGAUAGCCUGGUUCCCAGCCUCGUACCUGGAAGAGAUUGAUGUCCACAAGGAUGUCCAGAAUGCCUUGAGCUCGAACGAGGAGGGCAGCCUGUACUUUGUUGUGCAGGCCUACGAGUCUCAGAAAGCAGAUGAGCUCUCGCUGAACAACGGCGUUGUUGUGGAGGUGGUCAGGAAAUCUGACAAUGGCUGGUGGCUGAUCCGAUACAACGGCCGUACUGGCUACAUGCCCUCCAUGUGCCUUCAGCCCUACAAGAAUCCUCACCACAAGCUCCAGACCAUCAUAAGCUGCGGGCUCAAUGUCUCCACCCCAAACCUCUGCUCCUCCCUGAUGGCUCCCCAGCCCCAGGGUGAGGCCACGGGACGGCGCAGGGUGCAGGCUUCCUCUUCCCUUGACGGGACUGAAGAGGACGUGAGCUCUCCGAGAAGCAGAUCAAGGUCUCUGCCCAGGGCCAGCUCCACCCCGGACCUGGAGUCAGACAGCUCGUCCCUCAGCUCGGGGAGCAGCAACGAGCGGGAUGGCCGGCUGAACUGGAAGCCUGACUUGUCAAGAUCUCUGCCCGAAGUCGAGCAGGCCAGGAGCUCUCCCCUGGGGCAUGCCUUGGCCGCACACAGCAGCAAGUCUCCACACCUCACCCACAAGGACAGGAAUGAUUCUGGCUUUGUGGAGUCAUCUGCACCUGAUCUAAGCUACUCCCUCCCUGACCCAGACUUGGCCGCUUGCGUCCCCAAGGUGCCCGUGCGCCCCUCAGCCCACGAGAUCCUCCAGAAGUGCAGCACCCUCACGAAGCGAGCCAUGCAGCAGUCCUCCCGGCCAGCUCUCCAGGCUCUGCUCCCUCUCCCGAGCGUGCACUAG
Messenger RNA from Nipponia nippon (crested ibis), 1460 nucleotides. RefSeq names its product NADPH oxidase organizer 1 (gene NOXO1). NCBI's taxonomy places the organism in Eukaryota, Metazoa, Chordata, Aves, Pelecaniformes, Threskiornithidae. Gene Ontology annotation, cellular component: cytoplasm. Gene Ontology annotation, molecular function: superoxide-generating NADPH oxidase activator activity; phosphatidylinositol binding; protein binding. Gene Ontology annotation, biological process: superoxide anion generation. The record is from RefSeq and is a predicted model, not a curated record.